Molecule: messenger RNA, 1388 nt
Organism: Nicotiana tabacum (common tobacco)
Lineage: Eukaryota; Viridiplantae; Streptophyta; Magnoliopsida; Solanales; Solanaceae
Source: RefSeq, a predicted model, not a curated record
AGCAUUCGUCCUUGCUAUCUUUGGGGGAAUCAACCACUAAAUUAAGACAGAGUUGAGGCAUAAGUUAGUCAAGCAAAUGAAUGGACUCUCAUUAUAUCCUGGUUUUCAUACAGCUAUUCAUAAAUUGAGUCACCAUAGAGUCUAGUUUAAGUGCUCAUAUAGAGUAAUGGUUUCAUGAUUCUUUGUUCCCGGCCAAAAGAGUUCGAGGUAUACAAGAUUGUUUUCCUUGCCAUCUGUCCCUUUUUACAGAUUUUAAUUUGAGACGUUUCUUCUUUUGUUCAAGGAAAGUCACUUGCUCCAAUACCUGAAGCUGAAGUAGAGUUCGAAGAAGAUGAGAAUGAAGAUGAGGAAGAACAAUGUACUAAUAAAGAAACCAAUGAAGGUGAUGUAGGGAAAGACGACAGAGAUGUCAUGGAAGCAAGCGCAGGAGAAGCUGAGUCUGGAACUGUCGAACUGACAACUGAAGUUGGUGAUGCUCAGACAGCUGAAAAAUCAUCUGAACAACAGUCCACUAGCUGGGAAGCAAUUCCACAGCCAAAGGGACAUUCACGGCUUGACUAUUCUAGAUGGGACAGGGUGGAAGAUGAGUCUAGUGAAGAUGACCAUGACGAUGACGAUGACGAUGAAGAGGAUUCUCAGCCGCAAUUUAGACUCCGCUUCAAGACUACUGGUGUGCGAGCUGUUAAGUAAAAUGAAAAAAAUAUUUAAUGCAAGUUGCAUAAAUUGGGCUACAUCAUUCUUUAUUGUUUCAUACGAAGAGAGCUGAAAGUUCAUUGGGAUUAGAAUGAUGGUAACUUGUUUCAUUCAGCAUCAUAUGUGGAAGUCUCUGGUAGGCUCUAUUCCUCGAGCCACUUAUUGAAGCUCCAGGUCAUGUUGAUAGUUGCUUUUUCUGUGAGCACAGAAUCAAUGUACAUCUUAUAUGAAGUGAUUGAGCAACAGAAAAUGAGAUAAUCGCUGGCAAAGUGAGAUUUGUGUUGCUUCUGGCAGUGUUACUUCGACUCUAUAGUGCUAUUUUGAUUGGUUCCCUAUGUCUGAAGACUGGUGUCCAUGCUGCUGGCUGUACGGUCUCCUUUGGUGGCACGAAUGUAGAUUUACGUCUUUGGAUGCAUGAUUCUGCUGAAUGAAUGAAUUGUAAGAUCCCCAUAAUGCUCUUUCCUAUUUCAUUGGCUACCGAUAGAUCAAAGAUCAGCAAUAGGAAGAGGAACAUACCUUUUCUUUUAUUUUUUAUUUUUUAUUUUUUGGGGGUUAUGUUGUAGUAUCUUUUUACAUUAGCAAAUGUAACAUAUCUUGUAUUGUUAAUGAAUCAUGAAUUAUAAUGUUCCCGUUAAAUUACUAAUAAUAUCUGCAGACAGCUUUGGGUAAUAAGCUGUCUCCAUUUUACCUCUUUA